Molecule: messenger RNA, 720 nt
Organism: Menidia menidia (Atlantic silverside)
Lineage: Eukaryota; Metazoa; Chordata; Actinopteri; Atheriniformes; Atherinopsidae
Source: the annotation of a GenBank genome assembly
UGUUGCUAUUCUGAUCUAAAGCCAAAUGCACAGGAGGACAGAGACAUGGAAUCUGUGUCUGACAGCCCAGGUCAUGCUCAAGAGCCAUUAAAGAGUUGCACAUUCUCCCCGAAGAACAAUGCUGUAGGUCUGUCCUCAGAUGAACAUGAAAACCCUUUAAAUGGAACCCAACCGAAUCCAUUUGUAUACAGCAGUGUCCCUGCUGUUCCCCGUGCAGGCAAUUCAUUGCCUUCAGGAGCACUUGUUAAUGGACCUGUGUCCUGGAUGCCACGUGGCAAGCAGGAGAAGGACAUGAGCCCUGAGGUGUUGCCACCACCCAGCGAGCUUCAAUCAGAUGCUCGGAAGAAAACAGCAGGGCCCGUCAUGAAAACACUGGCCACACAGCCAGGUGUCAACAUGCCACUGUCUCAAUCGGAGACGAAUGAGUCUAAACUGGCCUAUUCCACCCUGUCAGGUGACAGUGUAAAGCAAAUGCACAUUAGACAACCUUUAACUAAACAGACAAUAAAAACAAGCACUCCACAGGAAAUGGGAUUCUUCAAAAGAGGGUUUUCACAAAACAACAUAAGGCUGGAGACCAAAGUGAUGCACCAAGGAGACAUGAAGCACAAUAUGUAUAAAACAAGCAUAUCAGGCUGUCAAGACAAGGUUAACAGCAGCUACAGACAUUUCUUCAGUGGUAAUGGAGUUGAAAAUGUUUACAAAAGCAACAGCAAUUAA